This is a messenger RNA of Syngnathoides biaculeatus (alligator pipefish), 1196 nucleotides long. RefSeq names its product RPA interacting protein (gene rpain). Lineage: Eukaryota; Metazoa; Chordata; Actinopteri; Syngnathiformes; Syngnathidae. The record is from RefSeq and is a predicted model, not a curated record. The transcript has 7 exons. Bases 125 to 805 code for a protein of 226 amino acids. Gene Ontology annotation, cellular component: PML body; nucleus. Gene Ontology annotation, biological process: protein import into nucleus.
CGUGGCAGCACACUUUCACUUCCGGGUCGCUGUAUCAUAACCGGCUCUACUUUCUUUUUGCGGGUGUCUCUCGCUUUCAGGACAAGGUGUUCGUCAAGGUAGUUUGCGUACAGUGUGCCUAUAAAUGGACGCUUUACACAGACAUCGCUCGCUUUAUAAAGGAACAACCCCACCAUGGAAAGAAGAAUACCGAAAGCGCUGUGUAGAGAGACUCAAGGGCAGCCGGUCGAGGUUGCUCGACAGAUAUCGCAAGAUGGGUGAGGGCCCGAAGUCCGGCGACCCCACAACCUCUUUGCUCGUGCAGGAAGUCAUGGAGGCGGAGUGGACUGCUCUGAAGUCGGUGGGUUGGAGAUUGCCAUCCCUCUGGGGUCCAGAGGGCGUUGUGGAGAUGUGGAAUGUUAUGAAGGACAAUGAUGAACUGGCACUUUUGGAGGAAAUCCAACAGGAGCUCCUAUCUUGCGAAAUGUCUAUUAUUGAAGAAUAUGAGAGAGACCAACAAGAAGAGCAGCAAUAUUUAUCCUCCAUUGUGGAAGGAAUGGACGAGGUUCAUGUUAUUUGUCCCAUUUGCCACAUGAGCUGCUUGAACUUCAACAGCCAUUUCAUCUCCUGCCCAUGUGGACUCCACAUAAAUACAACGAAGAACAUCACCCCUGAUGUCGUACAGAAUCUUCUGGAAUCCAGGGUCCUGGAGCACAUGGAAGGCUGCAAUUACAACCCUGUUUUUUCACUGGUGUCAAACUCUGACUUCUCUCCUAACCUGAUCAUAAGCUGCAAGGUUUGUGACUACCUCUCCAUCGUUCUAUAACUUGGAACAUCAUAAAUGAGUGUGGGGUUUAUUUUGUAUGAAUGUAAUUUUUUGUUUAAAUGAAGGACAGUUUUUCCACCCAAUUCAAAAGUAUUUUGCACUCAGAAAAUGUUCACUAAAUGUUGUAAGAUGUUUGUGGUGGGAAAUUUCAGAUGUACAUUAUUCCCUUAUGUACAAUUUAUGAAUAGCAAUGUAUGGAUAUUUAUUUUUUUGAACUCAUACACAGAUACAAAUAGUGACUCAUUUCAAAUUUUCUGUACCACUUUUUUCACUUGUUAAUGGGUGUGCUUAUCCAGCUGACUCUGCGUCUUACACUAUAUAGUUUCUAAAAAUAGAUGUUUUAACUUAUUUUUAAGCAAUGAAAGUGUUCAAUAAACUUUUUCUUUUCUCA